Molecule: messenger RNA, 798 nt
Organism: Guillardia theta CCMP2712
Lineage: Eukaryota; Cryptophyceae; Pyrenomonadales; Geminigeraceae
Exons: 7
Coding region: 1-798 (265 amino acids)
Source: RefSeq, a predicted model, not a curated record
AUGCGCAAGAGGAGAAUCGGAUCCUCCGGCAGUCAGCUGACCAGGUUGCUUGCCCUGCCCACUAGCCGUGCUGAGAGGAUGAAUCUCAGCAUGAGAGGGAGAAGAUGCGUCUGCUUGCGAACCUGCGGCACGCCGAGGACCAGGCAGGUUCGAGCCAAGGACAGGCAACUCAAGAGGCUGCAGAGGAGAAGCAGCCCUGACAAGGACAUGGUUCGAAGGGCCGUCCCGAAACCAGCGCAGACGCAUGCGUCGGAGUUGGACUCGUCCUACCAUGAGCAGCAUGGCAAGCGGACCAUGCACGUCUCGCAUCUAGAAGAUAACGGCAUCGGGGGGAGUGCUCCUGAAGAGGAGGAUGGGGAGAGAGGAAGCCCUCCAGGAGCCCACGAGCAUGUGGAAUGGUUGGAUAUGAUCCAGAAUUUGACAAGCGCAGUGCGGCAGGGACAAAAACGAAAGGUUCACGAUAUCGUGUCCAAGACGUUGAGGAGCAGCAAGAAGGACGUGAAGGAGUUCAUAGACGUGAUGGACAGCAUAUCUCCUUCCAUCCGACAGACAAAUCUCCGAGAGAUCGCGGAGAUGAUACACAUAUUCGGGAGAUCGAUUAUGGUGUUCUCAGCCUCUCUCUCGAAUGCGAUGGAUUGUGAAGGAGUUCAAUUCUUUCAGAAUGAUCAGAAGACGAACGAGAUUCGAGCUCUGAUCCCGAAACCGACGGACAAGCUGUUCGUCGUCAACCAGUUCUUAGCUGAAGACGUCUGUGUUGUGACCAGGUGCAUCGAGAAACAGGUUGACGUACUUGCCUGA